Messenger RNA from Tachysurus vachellii, 3355 nucleotides. Its product is annotated as src substrate protein p85-like. The record is from RefSeq and is a predicted model, not a curated record. Gene Ontology annotation, cellular component: cortical actin cytoskeleton; site of polarized growth; plasma membrane. Lineage: Eukaryota; Metazoa; Chordata; Actinopteri; Siluriformes; Bagridae. Gene Ontology annotation, molecular function: actin filament binding. The transcript has 18 exons. Gene Ontology annotation, biological process: regulation of actin filament polymerization. The coding region runs from base 135 to 1769 and encodes 544 amino acids.
ACUUGAAUACUGGUGGGGAAAAAAAAAACACCUUUCGUCAAGGCUUCGACCAUUUUCAGCGUUCAGUGGUUACAACCCAGUCUGAUUUUCUUUUUGCUUUUGCACAGUUUGGAAGUUAACUGCAGAACAAAACGAUGUGGAAAGCAGCAGCUGGUCAUUCUCUCUCUGUUAACGUUGACGAAGGUAACGACGACUGGGAGACGGAUCCUGACUUUGAGAAUGAUGUGACUGAGAAAGAACAGAGAUGGGGAGCAAAGACAGUGGUGGGCUCCGGACAUCAGGAGCACAUCAACAUCCACCAGCUGCGUGAGACGGUGUCGAGCGAGCACUGUGACCUGAAACAGCGCGAGCUGGAGAACAUGCCCAAAGCCUCGCAUGGCUAUGGGGGAAAGUUUGGUGUUCAGGAGGACCGGAUGGACAAGUCGGCUGUGGGUCAUGAGUAUCAGAGUAAACUGUCGAAGCACUGCUCCCAGACAGACACAUCUAAAGGCUUCGGUGGGAAAUUUGGUGUUCAGAGUGACCGCGUGGACCAGUCUGCUGUAGGGUUCGAGUAUGCUGGGAAAACAGAGAAACAUGCCUCACAGAAAGAUUACACCACUGGUUUUGGGGGCCGCUAUGGUGUUCAGACCGAUCGUGUGGACGACAGUGCUGUAGGCUUUGAUUAUCAGGGAAAAACAGAGAAACACGAAUCUCAGAAAGAUUACGCUAAAGGAUUCGGUGGGAAAUAUGGAGUGGAAACGGAUAAAGUGGACAAAAGUGCAGUGGGCUUUGAGUAUCAGGGCAAAACGGAGAAACACGAGUCACAGAAAGACUACGUGAAGGGCUUUGGAGGAAAGUUCGGCGUGCAGACGGACCGCGUGGAUAAAUCCGCUGUUGGAUGGGAUCAUCAGGAGAAACUGCAGCUUCAUGAGUCUCAGAAAGAUUAUAAGCGUGGGUUUGGAGGGAAAUACGGGGUGGAGGUUGAAAAGCAGGAUCAAUGCGCACUUGGCUAUGACUACAAAGAGAGUCUGGCUAAGCACGAAUCCCAACAAGAUUACUCUAAAGGGUUUGGAGGCAAAUACGGAGUGCAGAAGGACCGAAUGGACAAGAGUGCAGGAACGUUCGAUGAAGUCGAGAAACCCACCACUGCUUACCAGAAGACCAAACCACACGAAGCAGCCGGCAGAGCAACGGGAAGCAUCAAGGCUCGUUUUGAGAAUCUGGCCAAGCAGAACGAGGAGGAGGACAAGAAACGCGUGCAGGAGGAGAGAGCCAGGCGAGAAGCCAAGGAGAAGCAGGAGCAAGAGGAAGCUCGAAGAAAGGCAGAGGUGAGCCCCAAAGCUAAAGAUCCUUCCCCUCAGCCCAGCCCCACCUCCACCACUCAGACCUACCAGGUGAGCCCCAAAGCUAAAGAUCCUUCCCCUCAGCCCAGCCCCACCUCCACCACUCAGACCUACCAGUAUCAGACUCCUGAUAGCCAUCAGAAGGCAGAGGAGCCCGAGGAGCCAGUUUAUGAGGUAGAGCCGAGGUCAAAGCAGGAGGACCUCUACCAGAACCUGGACCAGGAUGACUACCAGGCCACAGACACUCAGUCUUAUGACUAUGGUGAGGACCUGGGAGUGACUGCUGUGGCUCUGUAUGACUAUCAAGCUGCCGGUGACGACGAGAUCUCCUUCGACCCGGAUGACAUCAUCACCAACAUUGAGAUGAUUGACGAGGGCUGGUGGAGGGGCGUGUGCAGGGGGGCUUACGGACUUUUCCCAGCCAAUUACGUUGAAGUCCGGCAGUAAGCCCCGCCCACCGGCCGUGCCCACCUCCCUGGAGGAGAGGGGAUCUCCUUUGCACAUCCUUCCAUUCGUAUCCCUUCAUUUUUUCUUCACCUCUUCGCAGUGCUUUAGGCAUUCUCAGGUCUUUCUCCUCUCUUCCUACUUUAUUCCUUCCCUUUUCUUUGCCCCAGAAUAAGCCAUUCUGUGUCACUCUUCCCUGAGCAAAAUCUUACAUUAAUCACACUUUCUUCUCCUCUUUGUUCCUUUUAACAUUUAACACUAGAGUAAUAAAUAGUCUGUAUCUAUAAUGAUACAGACAUGAAACAUAAGAGAUCUACAGAGUUAAAAUCUUGGCAUUGGGUUUUAUUGAUUGUGUACAAGAGGGUGAAAUGCAAGCGUGUAAAUGGCUAUGAUUGCUAACAGGUGGUGUGUUUAGGAAAGGGUUGGUGGAAGAUUUGGUGAUGAACCAAAGAAUGAUGUUGUACUCGGACGCUUCACAUUUUUAAUGGAGAGGCAAAUGUAUGGAUUGAAUUCCUUUAAACAGUUUCGUGACGUUAAUGCAAUCUUUUUAUGGGUUUGGACUGUAUGGAUUUGUGCCCAUUACCACUUUGCGUAUGUAGUUUUGCCAGUUUAGAGCUACAACUUGUACAUUGUGGUGUUUCAGAUCUGAUCUCUCAUCUCUUUCUUUUUAAAUACAUUAACAGCACCAGAUUGUAAAUGUAAUCAUGAAAUUGUGAUUACAAAAAUGCUUACUUUCUUUUCUGUUUAGCCGUCUUUACAUGGCCUGAGACACUCUGCAAAUCCUUUCACGUGACGUGAAUCUGUAGCUUCUUAUCUUGACCUGAUCGACGUUGGCAACACUAAUAGUAAAUAAAUAAAUGUACAAUGUGACCAAAAAGCUAUAACACUAAAAUAUACUAUAACUUUACUGGCAUGCAAUAACCAAACUGCUACCAGUUGAAUUUGGUUCUUUCCAACUGUUAUGGUGAAAAAAAUAAAUAAAGAAAGAAAUAUUUUGUUUUGUGAAAUAUCUAUAGACUCUGAGCAGGAGGAGAAAUGUGGAAAUCUGUCUGUGCAUCCUGGGCAUGCAGUGUUUUUGGUUUUUGUCCUUGUUGAUGUACUUGUGGUUUGUAACUCGGAGCCUCUGCAUUGUUUUCUUCCUGACCAACACAAUGUUGAGAGGUUUUAUGUCUGUUUCUGCUGGAUUGAGUGCACUUUUGACUUGAACGUGGCCUAAUAUUGGCGGUGUCCCAGAAGUGAAACCUGAAAAGAAUAAUGACCAUCAAGAUAUCUUGGUGUAAUUAGCAUUUGGGACAUCCUAUAAGAUGAAUUCUUAUGAAUUCCAGUGUUUGAAACAGAGUGGAUAUCGAUAUAUAGCUUGAUCUUAUCUGAUAAUAUGUAACAGCUUUCCUGGUGCAGUAAUUCAUGAAAUGAUGCAUCCAUGGCUAAGUAGCAACAGCUAAGUGUUUGGGUUUGGGGUUUUAUAAAAAGUGACCUUCUCAGAUCUAUUAUUUUUAUCUGUAUCUUGCUGGCUUACCUCUCAUUACAUGCCUGUUUUUUUUUUGUAUGAAAUGAAAUUUCAGUUAAUAAAAACAUGGAUAGUUAAAAUG